AUGCUGAGACAGCAGCAGCACCACCAACAACAGCAGCAGGAGCAACAGCAGCAACAGCAGCAGCAGCAACAGCAGCAGCAGCAGCAGCAGCAACAGCAGCAACAGCAGCAGCAGCAGAAACAGUUGCAGCAGCAGCAACUGUUGCCGUUACACCAGAAGCAGCAGCAGCAACAGCAGCAGCAGGAGUUGCAGUUGCAUCAGCAGCAGCAACAGUUGCAGCAGCAGCAAGAGUUGUAG
Molecule: messenger RNA, 237 nt
Organism: Eimeria mitis
Lineage: Eukaryota; Apicomplexa; Conoidasida; Eucoccidiorida; Eimeriidae
Exons: 2
Coding region: 1-237 (78 amino acids)
Source: RefSeq, a predicted model, not a curated record